AUGUCUCAAUCAAGUCUCGGAACGAAAAUUUGGGCAUUCCUCAAAGAACUGUUCACCAGGAACCUCAAGACGGUCAUAGAGCCAUUGAUCAUCGACCCGGAGUCAAUGCACAGUCAGGAGGCCGAAUCCUUCGAUCAGCCUGGACGUGGCGAUGUCACAUGGAGAACGCUCAUAUCAUCGCCGCAGACCAAGACCGAUUCGCUCACAGCUGGAAUUGCGACAUGUCCUCCUAAAACAGGUCAUCUGUGCCCCCAUAGACACCUGCAAGCAGAGAUAUAUCACAUAAUCAAUGGCCAUGGUGUCGUUGAGAUUGAUGGAGCCCAAUACCCGGUAAAGGCUGGGAGUGUGGUCUAUAUUCCAGGGGAUGCGAGGCAUGGGAUCAGGAAUGUUGACCCUGUUGCAGAAUUAAAAUGGCUCUACAUCUUCCCAACCGAUGGUUUCGGAGAUGUCAAAUAUAGGUUCGACGAGGGCCUCAGAAAGUAA
Exophiala bonariae is the source of this 483-nucleotide messenger RNA. RefSeq lists its product as uncharacterized. The transcript has a single exon. NCBI's taxonomy places the organism in Eukaryota, Fungi, Ascomycota, Eurotiomycetes, Chaetothyriales, Herpotrichiellaceae. Bases 1 to 483 code for a protein of 160 amino acids. The record is from RefSeq and is a predicted model, not a curated record.